AUGGCCACGACAGGCGUGUCCAUCACGCCUGCGCCGGCCUCUGCCGCACCACCACUGGCUCUCGCUCCGGCUCCUGCGCUGGCUGCUCGACCCUCUGUAGCCCCGUCGCCUGGACCUGGCACGCCCGGGUCCAUCACCUCCAAGGAAUGGGUGAUCCCACCCCGUCCAAAGCCUGGCCGCAAGCCAGCAACGGAUACUCCCCCAACAAAACGCAAGGCCCAGAACCGAGCAGCCCAGCGAGCUUUCCGAGAAAGACGGGCCGCCCGAGUCCAGGAACUGGAAGAGCAGAUCAAAGAGAUCGAAGAUGGCCAUGACAUCCGCGUGGCAACGUUGAAUGAACAGAUCACCAACCUUUCUCGUGAGGUUGAACAGUGCCGUGAGGAGAUGGGCUGGUGGCGCGACCGGUGCCAUUCCCUAGAGAAGGAGGUCUCUAUCGAACGCAGUGCGAAAGAGGCACUCGUGAAGGAAUUCCGUUCGUCUCUCUCCGGCUCUAACUGCAAUAAAUCCUCCAUCACUUCGGACUCUGUUCCUCUUCCACCUCGCACUCGCCCGUCUACCCGGCGUUCCCGAAUGGAAGAUGUUGUGCCUACCAGCGUCGACCGCAACAAGGAAGACGGUCAGGCAAAUGUACCUUUGGGCUGCACCAAUUGCUCCUCGGCGCACUGCCAAUGCAUCGAGGACGCCUUCUCAAUGCCUAUUGAUACUCACGAGUCCUCUCGUUCCCGACAUCCUCCUCACGGCGUUGGAAGCCCGAUUCGUGAGACCUCGGAUCCUCAAAUCAAACCUGACCCGGAAGAGAUGGAGAUUGACUUCACGUCCCGGUUCGCCGGUGUUCCCGCUCAAUCGAGCUCCAACAACCACAAUAACAAUGUCUCCUCUCCACCUGUCGACCCCUGCGGAUUCUGCCAGGACGGCACUCCGUGCAUCUGCGCUGAAAUGGCCGCUCAGGAACAGCAACGCAGCAGCCGCAACACCUUUGAGACCAACCGCCUGGCUCCCAUUCAAUCUAUCUCUCAGUUCACCCCGCCCCCAUCCGAUGGCGACGUGCGGUCUGAAGUGACUCUCCCGUCGAUCAGCCAAGCGACGAACCCGUGUGCCAAUGGACCCGGCACCUGCGCUCAGUGUCUCGCCGAUCCUCGGAGCACCCUUUUUUGCAAGACGCUGGCAGCCUCCCGGUCAGCGAGCGGAACUCCAUCGGGAGGAGGAUGCUGCGGUGGCAAGGGAGCCGACGGGGGUGCUGCAUCCCCCUACGCCCAAUGCGCUCACCCUGAGUUGUGCCGAUGCAUUCACAACUCUCUCUCGUCACCCAAAUUCUCUCGCGCCAGCGAUGAAAUCUCUAGCUGGCUGCCGAAGCUGCACACUCUCCCCAACCCGCGGGACUUGGCCUUAGCCGAGAGUCAUGGCAGUCGGGCUGCGAUGGAAGUCGAAGCUGCUAGUGUUAUGGGCGUGUUGCGAUAUUUCGACCGACGCUUUGCUGAGAAAUAA
Penicillium macrosclerotiorum is the source of this 1485-nucleotide messenger RNA. RefSeq names its product bZIP transcription factor HapX (gene hapX). NCBI's taxonomy places the organism in Eukaryota, Fungi, Ascomycota, Eurotiomycetes, Eurotiales, Aspergillaceae. The transcript has 2 exons. Gene Ontology annotation, molecular function: DNA-binding transcription activator activity, RNA polymerase II-specific; transcription cis-regulatory region binding. The record is from RefSeq and is a predicted model, not a curated record. The coding region runs from base 1 to 1485 and encodes 494 amino acids. Gene Ontology annotation, cellular component: nucleus; RNA polymerase II transcription regulator complex.